This is a messenger RNA of Sitodiplosis mosellana (orange wheat blossom midge), 574 nucleotides long. Its product is annotated as pickpocket protein 28-like. The coding region runs from base 59 to 574 and encodes 171 amino acids. Gene Ontology annotation, biological process: sodium ion transport. The record is from RefSeq and is a predicted model, not a curated record. Lineage: Eukaryota; Metazoa; Arthropoda; Insecta; Diptera; Cecidomyiidae. Gene Ontology annotation, cellular component: membrane. The transcript has 5 exons. Gene Ontology annotation, molecular function: sodium channel activity.
GAUUUCACCGGUGAAAUGUACGCUCGCCCACAAUAAAUGCCUCGAACGAAUAAGACAUAUGGUGAGCUCGUAUACCAUUCCGAAUAUUGAAAAACCAUCCGAUGAUACCAUUGAAUGUUUGGAGUGUUUACCAAUUUGUUCAAAAACCUAUUUCCGCGUGUUACCUUCCUACUUUGAAUUGAACAAAAAGGGACUCGAGGCAAAUAACAUGCCGUUGAUGAAAAAUUUGUCAACCUAUGACAACAUUGCCAUCGUACAAAUCUAUUAUCCACUGGGUGAAUCAACGUUAUUUAGUGCCGAUGUUUUGAUGACGUGGCAGGAGAUUGUCAGUAAUUUCGGUGGGCUACUGGGCUUGUGCUUGGGGUUUUCGCUCGUCAACAUUGUUGAGAUUGUUUAUUUUGCCACCAUAAGACUUUAUCAAAAUAUUUCGCUGGUGUACGAUAAUGCGAAUCAAAACGAGACUCCCAUUCACCAAAAGCCUAAACUCACGCAAGAGGACAAACGAAUUUGCAAUAUGUAUGUGAAUGAUUUCAAAACGUAUGACCGAAAAAUUUUCCAUUAUCGUCGAACCUAA